Pongo pygmaeus (Bornean orangutan) is the source of this 1840-nucleotide messenger RNA. It is a transcript of the gene LIAT1, whose product is annotated as ligand of ATE1. The transcript has 2 exons. The record is from RefSeq and is a predicted model, not a curated record. NCBI's taxonomy places the organism in Eukaryota, Metazoa, Chordata, Mammalia, Primates, Hominidae. Gene Ontology annotation, biological process: protein arginylation. Bases 234 to 1394 code for a protein of 386 amino acids.
UGCCGAGAUCACCAACAGAUGGAAGCACGCAUGCGCGCACCGCUGCGUGCCUAGCACGCCGACAGAUGUACGCAUGCGCACACCGCUAUGUGCCGAGGGCCCCAACAGAAGCACGCAUGCGCACACCGCUGUGUGUCUAGGUCUCCAAAAACAGAAGCACGCAUGCGCACAUCGAGGUCCGUGGGGCACCGCGCGGAAGCGUCCUGACUGCGCAGGCGCAGCGGGUGGUCGCCAUGGAGACGCGUGGCCCUGGCCUGGCGGUCCGCGCUGAGAGCCACCAACUAGUCGGCAGCGGGUCUCCGGCGCCCCCGGGGCGGGUUGGGUUGCAACCCAGCGGGCGGAUGGACCGCCGCGGUGGGGCAGGGACAUUGGGGUAUGAGGACAACGACGGCGAGGAGGAGGAACGGGAGCGGGAGGGCGGCGCCGCGGGCCCGCGGGGGUCUAGACUGCCCCCCAUCACAGGCGGCGCCUCCGAGCUGGCCAAACGGAAGGUGAAGAAGAAGAAAAAAAGGAAGAAGAAGACCAAGGGGUCUGGCAAGGGGGACGAUAAACAUCAGAAUCAGAGCCUGAAGAGCCAGCCACUUUCUUCCUCCUUUCAUGACAUCUUAAGUCCUUGCAAAGACCGUGGUCCGAAACCAGAGCACAGACAGAGCAAAGUGGAAAACAAGCACCUCCCUUCUGACUCCUCCACCGUCAGCCUCCCCGACUUUGCCGAAAUAGAGAACCUUGCGAACCGGAUCAACGAAAGUCUGCGUUGGGAUGGAAUUCUUGCUGACCCAGAGGCAGAGAAGGAAAGGAUUCGCAUCUAUAAACUGAACCGGAGAAAGCGGUACCAGUGCUUGGCCCUCAAGGGCUUCCACGCCGACCCCGAGGCCCUCAAGGGCUUCCACCCGGACCCCGAGGCCCUCAAGGGAUUCCACCCCGACCCCGAGGCCCUCAAGGGCUUCCACCCGGACCCCGAGGCCCUCAAGGGCUUCCACCCGGACCCCGAGGCCCUCAAGGGCUUCCACCCGGACCCCGAGGCCCUCAAGGGCUUCCACCCGGACCCCGAGGCCCUCAAGGGCUUCCACGCCGACCCCAAGGCCCUCAAGGGCUUCCACCCGGACCCCGAGGCCCUCAAGGGUUUCCACCCGGACCCCGAGGCCCUCAAGGGCUUCCACCCCGACCCCGAGGCCCUCAAGGGCUUCCACCCCGACCCCGAGGCCCUCAAGGGUUUCCACGCCAACCCCAAUGCCAAGGAGACCCCUGAGGACUUACCCUACCUCUUGGACAAAGACAGCAGCUCCAGCCACAGGCAACCCACGUCGAAAGCCGAGUGCCCCAAUCUCUAUUUUGAAGGAAACCUUACCCCAAAGCUUCUACACUCUGAUUUAGCUCCUACUCUGCUGGAGUAAAAAUCUACCCACGACACUCACAAACUUAUAAUUCCUCCUCACCACAAGUUUAUGUGUUAAAAACAAUCAUCAUAAAAGGAAAUGAGGCCUAUAUCUGAAGGAAACAGAUGUGUGGUACACGGACGACACCAACUCUCCCAUCACCAAGCUGUCCUCAGUUGCCCAGGAGAGCCACAGUGCCUUGAGAACAUAAGCAAUGUAGUGAAGAGUUCUUUUCAGAAUUUCCUUUUUCUUAAAUAAGCAUCUCUGUUACUUAAUUUUUCACCACAGCUAGAUAUCUAUAAUCUGCCCCAAAAAGAAAAGAAAGUAUGUAGAUAAUUUACAUCUUAAGUCUCAAUCUCAUGGUGAAACUCCUCACACAGUACCUGCUUCUGUUGGCCUGAGGACAAUGUCCUGAACCUCUUGGAGCCUUUUUCUGUUUUAAUUAAAUGCAUGGCCUGCCUUUA